CUUCAUUUGAUCUACAAUAUUUAUUCAAUAAUACUUUGUGAUACAGUCGAUUUACCUCAAGAUCUCAAAAGACGUCGCGGUAGUCACAUUCAAAAUGGCUAAAGGUCUUCGAUCCAGCCAGAAUAAGAACAACAAGUCCAAGCUCCGAUCAAACGUUUUUGGGCCUAGAGAGGAUGCGCGGACGGAAAGGCUGUCAGCGAAAUUGUUAGAGCUUGCAUCUAAGCCAAAGCCUACUGAUGGCGGGGACGCGAAAAUGGAGACAGAAGAGAAGGAUGCCGUAGCAGAACCUCAAACGCAAGACGAUGCGUCCAAGCCGGAAGAAAAUGAAGGCAUGGACGUCGACGGCGAAAACGUUUCCAAGUCCUCUUCGAGCAAAAAGCACAAACUCCCCGGUCGCGCGCAUAAGAAACGCCGGGGCAAGCCUCACUCUUCGAUGACCUUUAACACACACAAAGUCUCUAAGAAGCAGAAAAAGCAGAGACGGUAAACGGGUGUUUGAUUUCAUUUUGGCGUUUGGCGAAUCUUGCAUGGCUUGGCGGAAAGGCAUCAACCACGUUACUUGAACACGGAUACUAUCCAGUCUUUUAAUAUGUCAUAUAACCGCCUUGUAUCAACGUAUAACAAAUGGGCAAUGUCAGCAGAUGGACGAAAUUUUGAGACUUGGGGAUGAUCAAAUUCCAAGCAGCUUGGAGUUGUGUAUUCAAAAUGUUGCAUUAAAGAUUUUCUGGC
Xylona heveae TC161 is the source of this 729-nucleotide messenger RNA. RefSeq lists its product as hypothetical. Gene Ontology annotation, cellular component: preribosome, large subunit precursor. The transcript is spliced from 3 exons. Lineage: Eukaryota; Fungi; Ascomycota; Xylonomycetes; Xylonales; Xylonaceae. Bases 95 to 487 code for a protein of 130 amino acids. The record is from RefSeq and is a predicted model, not a curated record.